CGACCCUACGACCAUUCGCUAUUAGCUCUUUCCCCAUCACUAGGACCAUCGGCGGCGCGAUUUCAAACCAAAUCCCUCCUCCUGAAACCUUUUCAGCAAUCGUCACUCGCGAAUCCCUCGCCGCCAGAACCCUAGGAAGCUUCUAGAACCCCUGCGAGGCCAGCGAGAUGCUACUCCGGACUCCACCGCAGCGGAAGCGGCGGGCCGUCUCCGACGCCGACCCCGACGCCAACCUCGACCUCGACCUCGCCGUCGCCGUCGCCGUCGCCACCGGACGGACCCCCGUCUCCGACCGCCGCCUCGUGCCCUACGACUGCCCCACGGCCCUCGUGUCCGCCUCCGGCGGCGAGGAGCCCUCCGACGACAUGGUCUGCACAUACCACUGCCGUCAGAUGGUGAAAUCGGAGUUUGUGGUGGCACUGGACACCGCGGAGAAGGCGGUUCAGGAGUAUCGAGUAAAGCUUGACACAUUGGAGAAACAGUUAUCCAAGAGUGAGGAUGAAAGGACUACAUAUCAUGAUAAACUGAACUAUGUUGAACAAGAACUAGCAGCAACAAAAGGGCGGGAGACUGCAUUGCAAGAACGGUUAUUGAAGGAGCUGGGCGAGUAUCAGGAGCGAUACAGGCAGCAAGUCAAGAAGAUAGGGGAACUUGAGGUUAAACUCAAUAAAGAGAUUGAUUCUCGAAUUAGCGCUGAAUCAUCUUCAGCAUCUGCAAAGGAGUCGGUCAAGGAGUUGGAACGGGCUAUGCAGCGGUCAUCAGAAAAUUCAGAAAGGGAGAAGAAAGCCCUUCAGAAGGAACUUUCAUAUAUGCAAGAUGACUCAAAACUAUCCAUCUCUAAACUUAAUGCUGAGCUUGAAAGAAUGAGCCUCAGGGCGCAAAACUCUGAGAAGGAAGCAAAGAUGUUAAAUGAGCAGUUGGAGGACUUGAAAAAGCAAUUAAAUGAGUGUCUUCGCGAAAAGAACGAAACCGAGCUCAGACUACUGGAUUCUGCUCCUUUGUCUGUUCAGCGUAAUCCAACAGAUGAUCAGAAGUUAAUAAAACUUUUGCAAGAGGAGCUCCGGAACUAUGAAAAAGAAGUGCAUGAAGCUAGAAGAUUAAAAUCUUCCCACACAAAUGUUGAGCUGCUAAGUGAAAAGCUGUUGGAGGAGCAGAGUCGAAGGAAACGAGCCGAAACAGAAUUAUCUAAGCUGCAAGAAAUCGAAGCUAAAGCACAGAAGUUGGAGCUGGAAUUAGCAUCAUGUACAUCAUUACUUGGCAACAUACCUGAUGUGUCUUCUUACAGCAGCAUUGCAGAUUUGCAAAGGCAAGCAUUGACAGACUUGAAUAAAUUGGGUGAAGUAACAUCACGGUUGAAAGAAUUGGAGGUUACGUUGGAAUUUGCUGAGAUCAGCAAGCAACGUGCAGAAGGUGAAGCUACCCUUGCCAAAGAGAGAGCUGAAAGUGCUAGCAGGGAGGUCAAGCGGCUUGAACUUCUGCUUACUGCAGUGAGUGAAGAAAGAGAUAGAUUACGAAAAGAUCAUAAUAUGUUAUCUAACCAAAAAACUAGGGAUGGAGAUGACAUGUCAUCCAAGAAAAUGGAGUCAGAUCUAUCUCAUAUGGAAAAGGUAGUAAGAGAACUAGAGACCACUCUACACGAGCAGAGAGAACUAAUUAGUCAACAACAUGCGGAGCUCAAUCUAAUGAAUGAGAAAUUGAGCAUUGAAGCAAGAAAAGCAAAAUCAUUGGAGCGAGAGGGAGAUCAACUGCGCUCUCAGGUGGCAUUACUCGAGUCUAAGCUGGGUCAUGGGGAUUACUCUGCCUCAAGCACAAAAGUACUUCGUAUGGUGAACACUCUUGCAAUGGAUAGUGAAGCAAAGCAGACAAUAGAAGCACUGCAAGCUGAGUUAAAGAAAACAAAAGAGAGGCUGCAGGCAAUCGAAGAACUAAAAGGGCAAGCUGAUGCUGGAACUGUAGUAGAUGCAAAUGUUGCUGAAAAGCUAGCACAGCUUAAAAAUCAAGUUGCCACACUAGAGAAACGUGAAGAAAGAUACAAGGCAGUGUUUCUGGAGAGGAUCUCAGUCUUCCGAAAGGCUUGCUGCUCGCUUUUUGGUUAUCAGAUAGUGAUGAAUGAUGAGCAGCAGCCAAAUGGGAUUCAUGUAACACGAUUUACUCUGCAAUCAGUAUAUGCCCAAACCGAUGAUGAAAAACUCGAGUUUCUCUAUGAAUCAGGAAGCACCAAUAUAGUGGUCAAUGGCUACACUUCUCAACAUGAGAUUGCUCAGCAGGUUGAUAUUUUCAUAAGAAAGAUGAAUUCCAUCCCAGCCUUCACUGCUAACCUGACAAUGGAAUCCUUCAACAAGAGAACAUAUGAAGAAGUUGAGUGGAAGGCUGGUGCUGACGGUAUGGUACUAUCAGAUGGAUGCCAUUUUAGUUUGAACAAUGUAAAUACGAGCGCAUACAAUGUGAUCCCUGCGCAGCCGCAGCUGGAGAAGAAGGCGCCCCCGCGGGCGAAGCCGCCGCUGACGGGGAAGGCCGUGGCCGCGCUCUGCGUGGCCAGCUUCGCCGUCGGCCUGCUGCUCAGCGGCUGGGUGCCGCUCCUGUCGGCGCCGAUCGGCAAGGUGAACAAGACCUCUGCUCCCUCCGGCUGCGACGACAACCGCGUAAGCAAGGAGUUAGCCGGGGAGAGGCAUGACCCCAUGGGCAUCAUGAGCGAGGUGUCCAGGACGCACCACGCAAUUCAGUCGCUGGACAAGGCGGUGUCUUCCCUGGAGAUGGAGCUGGCCGUGGAGCGCGCCCGGAGCGGCGACGCCGGCGCCGGCGCGGCGGGCUCGUCCAAGGCCCUUCAGAAGGCCUUCGUGGUGAUCGGCAUCAACACGGCCUUCAGCAGCAAGAAGCGCCGCGACUCCCUCCGCGAGACCUGGGUGCCCUCAGGGGAGAAGCUGAGGCGGCUGGAGAAGGAGAAGGGGAUCGUGGUCCGGUUCGUGAUCGGGCGGAGCGGGGCGGCGGAGGGCGGCGGCGGGGCGGCGGACCGCGCCCUGGACGCGGAGGAGGCGGAGAACAAGGACUUCCUGCGGCUGGACCACGUGGAGGGCUACCACGAGCUGUCCUCCAAGACGAGGAUCUACUUCGCCACCGCCGUCGCCACCUGGGACGCCGACUUCUACGUCAAGGUCGACGACGACGUCCACCUCAACCUCGGGAUGCUGGCAACUAGGCUGGCCAAGUACAGGGCGCGGCCCAGGGUGUACGUCGGCUGCAUGAAGUCUGGGCCUGUCCUGUCUCAAAGAGGGGUGAAGUACCACGAGCCGGAGUACUGGAAGUUCGGGGACGUGGGGAACAAGUACUUCCGGCACGCCACCGGCCAGAUCUACGCCGUCUCCAAGGACCUCGCCGCCUACAUCUCCGUCAACCAGCCGAUCCUGCACAGGUUCGCGAACGAGGACGUCUCCGUCGGCGCGUGGCUGAUCGGGCUGGAGGUGGAGCACGUCGACGACCGGAGCAUGUGCUGCGCCACGCCACCAGACUGCGAGUGGAAGAAGCGGGCCGGGAACGUGUGCGUGGCGUCCUUCGACUGGUCCUGCAGCGGGGUCUGCAGGUCUGUGGACAGGAUGAAGCUCAUCCACGACGCCUGCGGCGAAGACCAGGCGGCGGUCUGGGGCGUCGCCGCCUGAUCUGGAGUAGUGGUGGGAGUAGCGCAUGGCCGGCCGGGCGUGCUGUUUAAUGUAGCUAGAACUUGAUUUGGAAUCCGAUCACUUGGUCCAAUGCUAUUUUUUAAAGAGAAGGAUAACUCGGGUUCCGCAUCAAGCGAUGCACAUAAUGAUUCUAAAAGUAUUA
Molecule: messenger RNA, 3816 nt
Organism: Triticum dicoccoides
Lineage: Eukaryota; Viridiplantae; Streptophyta; Magnoliopsida; Poales; Poaceae
Product: probable beta-1,3-galactosyltransferase 8
Exons: 24
Coding region: 168-3653 (1161 amino acids)
Biological process (GO): mitotic spindle assembly checkpoint signaling; attachment of mitotic spindle microtubules to kinetochore
Cellular component (GO): mitotic spindle; Golgi membrane; nuclear envelope
Molecular function (GO): galactosyltransferase activity
Source: RefSeq, a predicted model, not a curated record